CAAUCAAUCUACAUUGCACGGCCUUAUGCUAAAACACGAGCGAAAACUCCGAAAAGCAAAAAUCUUCUCUCAUGUAAAUGACCAAUCAAUCAAUCUUGUUCUUUAGUUUCAGUGACGGCGCUAAGCGUAUUUAUAGUGAAGUGGGAUUGUUAACAGCACUUGUCAUAAUUCCCGCAGCCAUCAAGUCAUGACAUCGCAGCACACCCUCGUAGCUCUCCUGGAAACCUCCGGCCCCAGCGAUGAGGUGCUGAGCUUUCUCCACGGUGGGGAUAUUGCAGGCCUGGCCUGCGUGUCAAAGCAGACCCGCAAAGCCGUGCAGCGCGAGGACGGAAAGCUGAAGUGCAUCAAUUUGGUGAUCCGCUUCAAGUGCGAUGAGGUUCCAGGCUCAUAUGACCUCACCGCCCAGACCCGGGACUUAGGGCAUAUUUUUGCACGUGUCGACGUCCGGGCGGUGAAGACCUUGUUUGUCGAAGUGCACGCAAAGUUUGUCGGCCCCGGAACUGCUGAAGAAAAUGCACUUGACGUGAAUAUCGACCCAAUUUUGCCCCAGGUCCAGUCUUUGAUGUUUCCAGAAGUGCAGCACUUCGGCCUGGCUGUUUACGACGUAACGCCAGCGGGCACGCUGGGCUAUGAGGAUCUCGGUAUGUAUCUGGACCCUGAAAGGUGCGACGAGUCUGUUUUCAAUCGGUUUGCGCGAUCGCUGGUCGCCUUACGGAAUUUGCGAACCCUUUUCCUUCCCGGAAAGAUCGCAGAGCAGGGCAUCAACUUCCCGGGUGGCGUCAGGACGCAGCUCCCCGAGUUACAGACGGUGCAUAUCAUGAGCUACUUUAACCUCAGCGAUGUUGAUACAGAUUCUCUGCUUCACGCUGUCCUUGCGGAUGAGGAAGCGAGUACGGGCGACGAAACAGACGACCACGCGGUCGUCGGGAGUGCAGCCGCAGCCGGUGGAGUAACUGCGCAAGGCGGUCUUGUCGCUUUUUCCUGCUUCGACUUUGAUAUGGAUGGCGUGCGGCGUCUAGCGCCUGACUCCGCGGGCGCAGCGCUUUGGAGGAAAGCGGUGGGGCCGUCUCUGCGAAAGCUCUCGCUGCGCGGGAACCUGGAGUUCUCCAAUGAGGAUGGGGACGAAGGGGAAUUAAAGUGGUUCUGGUCUCGGUGUAGCAACGUAACGCACAUCGAAUUGUCGGGGGCACCACCGAAAAAGUUUUGGCGGGAACGUCUCCCGAGCCUGCAGUCGAUUACUUUUGCCGGCGCGGCUACGUGUGGCCGCAGGGCAUUUCGACCCGACAUCAUAGGGGCUCUAAUCAGCCUCGAUUUGUCCAAAAUUCGCCUGGCGUUUUACGACUUCGGCCUGGCUGCCAUAGAGUUUGGUGCUUUACUCUAUAAGGUGGCGCAUGAAAACAAGCAAGGUCAUGGCUGGGACGCGAAGAAGUGCAGCGCGUCUCCGCUUCUUCACAACAAGACAUUGCUCCACAGACUUAAUAUGCUUGCGAAGUCAACGUACAACAAGCCCGACAUGUUGAAAUAUAGGCUCACGAGUGGACCACCUUUGUGUCCUAUGGCAGAACUGGAGGUUACUGCGGGAAGAGAAGCCGCGUGAUGUGUUUUACUUGGUGUGAAGAACGAGUCGCUGCACAGCCUUCAGGUGUUUUUUUCACGAGGAUUGCAAUAAGCUGUCUAACAA
Amoebophrya sp. A120 is the source of this 1681-nucleotide messenger RNA. Lineage: Eukaryota; Dinophyceae; Syndiniales; Amoebophryaceae. The record is from the annotation of a GenBank genome assembly.